Messenger RNA from Babesia bigemina, 2481 nucleotides. RefSeq names its product DEAD BOX ATP-DEPENDENT RNA HELICASE, putative. Bases 1 to 2481 code for a protein of 826 amino acids. Lineage: Eukaryota; Apicomplexa; Aconoidasida; Piroplasmida; Babesiidae. The transcript has 2 exons. The record is from RefSeq and is a predicted model, not a curated record.
AUGGUGCGGCGCCUGGCCCGUUCGGUCUACGGCCGUCUGACCAGCACCAGCUUCGGAAGCCGGCCACUGCUUGAGGGAUUCCGAAAGGGCAGGCCGCCGGCGGUUCGUCUGCGCGCUUCAGGAGAUGCCGCUGGCAGCUCAAGCGCUGUAGAGACGGCGGUAUCGGCUGAUACUUGCGCGCCGGAUUCCCGCGUCAAGCUACACCCCUUGCUGAGGCUCGCAUUGCUGCGGUCAAAGGGCAUAUCGCAGCUCAACGAAGUGCAGGAGUCGGCCUUCCUGUCGAUUCUCAGCGGGAAGGAUGUUACUGUGCACGCGCCCGUUGGUGAGUUUAGGUUUUCGCUCUCCUUAAAGGCGUUACUAGGCGCUGGCAAGACCCUGGCGUACCUGCUGCCCGUUGUGAACAACAUCUACAACAUUCACGACCUGCUGGAGGACCUGCAGCUGCGUUCUGGCAGUGGACCACAGCGUGACAAGGAGGAUGCUGUCCGUUUGAACGCAUUAGGCUACAGCCGCCGAGUGCCGCACGCACUCCUGCCGCGGUCAAUGUCCGACCUGCGGCAGGACCCCUCAGAGCUGGAUGCUGCCGCCGCUGCGGCACUGCAGUCGGCGACCACUGCGCAGAAGCUUGUGGAUACGUUGUGUAAAGUGGACCCGCGGCUGCUGGCCCGGGGUGGAAGCGGCCUGCCGGUGAUAUCACGUCGGCUCUGGGGUCGCAGGUGCCGGAAUUCGGUCUUCCGCGCGCUGCUGACCAACCCUUUGGGGGCCGUGCGCUGCUGCAUGGUCGUGGUCCCCAACAAGGACCUGGUGUCCCAGGUGGUCAGCGAGCUGGCCGCCAUCGACCCGCUAGGCAGGCUCUCCGUGCAGACCCUCACGCAUGUCCACCGCGCACCUCCCCGUGCGCCGGUUGUCACAGACGGGGUGUCGCAGGCGGCACCGGGCGAACAGCCUUUCUACCCGUCUCCUCACACACUGCACUACCUGGGGGGCAUGGACGGCAAGUUGCGUCUGAGCCUAGAGGACGAGCGUGCGAUGGUGCAGUCGGUGCCCACAGUACCGGUAUCGGAAGGCACCAUGGAGACAGUGCCGGUCAACAUGGGACGCGGAAAGCGCAGCGUUGUGAAGGUCCCCAUGCGCACCGCGCCCGGUAACGACCUCGCACUGUCCCAGCUGUCUCCCGCCAUCUACUCGGUGGACGGCCUUGUGCCUCGCAGCGUAGAGUUUCUAUUCCUGAACGACCUCUUGUCGUCGAGGCGGCUGGGGGUGGUGCCGGCCUGCGUGGUGUUCGACGAGGUCGAUGCGCUGUUUGAGAACAACGCGAGUCGCAGUGCGAUGAUGGAGAUAUGCAGCAUACUCCGGCCGCGCCCGCGGCUGUACAACCCCUUGGUGCACCACCGCCGGCGGCGUGCCCAGCAGCCGCCGCCAUGCCAGUUUGUGCACGUGGCCUCCACACUUAACUACGGCGGACUGCAGACUGCAGGGUCGAUGCUGUACGAGCGUUUCACCAGCAGCCGCGUGAUUUCGACUUGCCUGAACCACCACCUGGCGUCGUGUGAGAUGCGGUUCGUCGACGUGGACGCAGAAUUCGAGUCGAAGCUGCGCUGCCUCAUGGAGGUGAUAGUGGCAAACCCAUUAGCCAAGACGUUGGUCUACAUCGAUAGUCUGGAGGGCGUGCGGAAGGUAAGCUCGUUACUCCGGGAGAAGGAGUGGCCGGUGCUCUCCUUCCACAGUCGGUCAAGCCUGCCCACCAGGCUGGCGCUUCUGGAGACCUACCGCUCGGAAGAGGUUGCGAUACUGGUUUGCACCGAUAUGUUCGCGCGUGGACUGGAUGUUAGGGCCGAUCACGUCAUCAACUUCAGCUUCCCCCGCGAUGCCGCAACGUUCGUGCACCGCACCAAGGGCACUCCGACGCUGGUGACGAACCUCGUCGAACCACGCGACACCAACCUCGCAUCAGAGCUGCGCAGCUCAUACGAAUCCGGCCGGCCCGUCAACCAGCUUCUGUCUAGGAAGCGCAGCUUUGGCAACCGGUACCGCCGUGCGCUGCAGGCGAAAGGCGCACCAGAUCAGGGCCAGGCCAGCCACUUCAGGUCCAGGCGCACGUCACUUCGUGGUUCGCGAGUUCGGAGGGCAUCUGAUUCGGAUGACGAUGAAUCACCAGACAGUCGGCGACCACGUGCCAACCUAGGCCGCAGCACCGGCAAAUAUAAAAACGCAACCACCACCGAGGAGAAAAGCAUGGAAUCGCAACAAAAAUACAUGGCGUCAGAGCUGCCAAUUGACGACCUGGACGGCAUAUUUGAGAGGAGCUCGAUGGACACGCAAUCCACGGCCGACGUCGGCGACACCACUGGAUCACAAGCAGAUGAGAAGACGCCGGUGUCAGCGGUUCAAAGGCAACGCGCGGAUGGCGUGAAAUACCGCAGGCUCAGCAUGAAGCGGCGGGGCAUGGAAUUUUACGAUAACUUCAGGGCCUUUUCUUAG